CCAUAAAUAUUGAUGCUGCUUAUAACCUGAUUCCUCUGGAAAAGGAACUCAUGGUAGUCAUGAUUUUAUACUUCAGAACUUGUCUCAUCUCAUCUGUCCAAUGCCUUAAACAAUUCUAAACCUCAUAAGUUUUGUCUAUUUGUUUGGUUAGUGCAGGCAGAACUGAUUAACCCUUUGACUCAUCCCAACAACUUAACAUCAAAAAAUGGAAGGUGACACAUACUCCACCUUUGGCAAUGGCACCCAAAUUGAUGGCAAGAUCUUCCAAACAUUUCAAAAAAGCUUUGUUCAAGUGCAAAACAUUUUGGAUCAGAAUCGUGUACUUAUCAAUGAGAUAAACCAGAAUCAUGAAUCUAAGGUCCCUGACAACCUCAACAGGAAUGUUGGUCUUAUUAAGGAGCUUAACAACAACAUAACAAGAGUUGCUCAACUUUAUUCAGAUCUUUCAACUUCCUUCACCAAAUCUAUUCAUGUUUCUUCUGAAGGAGAUUCAACUGCUGCUGUUAAAUCUCAAGAAAAAUUCAGUCACAAACGACACAGACCUGAUCUUUAAGGAUUUUUUUUUUUUUUUUUGCUUAGAUAGGUGUUUCUGUAGCUGAAGCUCUUUUGUAUUAAAUUUCAGAUAAAUAAAUUUAUAUACCAUUAUUCAGCA
Messenger RNA from Trifolium pratense (red clover), 652 nucleotides. RefSeq names its product protein ELF4-LIKE 3-like. The transcript is spliced from 2 exons. Gene Ontology annotation, biological process: positive regulation of circadian rhythm; entrainment of circadian clock. Lineage: Eukaryota; Viridiplantae; Streptophyta; Magnoliopsida; Fabales; Fabaceae. The record is from RefSeq and is a predicted model, not a curated record. Bases 206 to 553 code for a protein of 115 amino acids.